AUGUCACUUAACCGAACUCAACUUCUCUUUGUUAAUCUAUGCGCCUUGGUAUUGUUCUUCUUUUAUAUAAAUAGUCGUAUGAAUACGACGCAAUGGGAGAAUUUGUCGAAAAGUUCUGCUGAUUCGAUGGACCCAAGGUCGGACCUUAUUGUUAUUUAUAACAGGGUACCUAAAACUGGUUCAACAACAUUUACUAACGCUGUAGCUUAUGACUUGUUUAAAUUAAACAACUUUAAUGUGAUACAUCUAAAUAUGACCAAAAAUAGACAGGUUAUGAGUCUCACAGAUCAGAGCCAAUUUAUUGAAAAUAUAACUUCAUGGAAGGAUCGAUUGCCUGCGUUCUACCAUGGUCAUGUGGCUUUUAUAGAUUUUGAAAGAUUUGGGAAACCGAACCCUAUUUACAUCAACAUAGUACGAGAACCCCUUGAACGUCUUUUAUCUCACUACUAUUUUCUUCGGUUUGGUGAUAAUUAUCGCAUCGGACUGAAGAGAAGCAGAGCUGGAAAUAAUGAGACGUUUGACGAAUGCGUGGCACGUGGUGGUCGUGACUGUGACAUGAAACAGAUGUGGCUUCAAAUUCCAUAUUUUUGUGGGCACCACCACUUCUGCACUGUCGUUGGAAGUAAGCUUGCACUGGAGCAAGCUAAGAAGAAUCUGAUUGACAAGUAUUUGUUAGUUGGUCUGAGUGAGCAAAUACGGGAUUUCAUAGCUCUUCUAGAACGUCUUGUGCCUCGUUUCUUCAAGGGAGCCCUUGAACACUUCGAUGGUCUCAGUGAGAAUCGGGCUCACUUGCGGUACACGAAACGGAAAUACCCUCCAAAUGAGCAGACAUUAUCGAUUAUACGAAGAAAUGAGGUUUACCAGUUAGAGAGAGAAUUCUAUGACUUUGCUAAGGAAGAGUUUCAGGCAAUUUUCAAAAAAGCAACCAAUGGAACCAAUAACGCUUCGGAUAUUCUUCGACUGAAAUCGCAGUACCACUAUGAAAAGAUCAAACCUGAAAGACCAGUCGACGUCUGA
Messenger RNA from Cooperia oncophora, 1017 nucleotides. Lineage: Eukaryota; Metazoa; Nematoda; Chromadorea; Rhabditida; Trichostrongylidae. The record is from the annotation of a GenBank genome assembly.